AUGGCGGUUGAUAUGGUUGCAGUAUGUAUGACAGCGCAGACAUGGGUCUAUCCACCGGGAAUAUUCACCGAAAGUAUCGCCUGGGGUAUUGCUUAUGAGUUACCAAAUGAUACAAGGUCUUUCAAAGAUUUCUUGGGUCCGAAAUUUGCUGGAAAAAGGCGGAAUCGGAGGGAACUUUAUGGAAAGAUGGAAAAAAUCAUGGACUCAAUGGGUUAUGACGGAAGGGCAUGCAUUUUAAGAACUCUCUGCGAAGCUAGCUACAGAUUCCUCCCUAAAGAAGAUAACCUCUUGGAUUCUAUUCUCAAAAUAGUAUUUCGAUACCCAAUGGAAAGACUUUUGGCAUCAGAACCGGACGAGCAUCGUAUAUACCACUGGGCCGCGCGGUUGGGGAAGGACAAUCAAGAGUGUGGAGAGAUAUUCAAAUGUCCGUUUUCUUUGAUUGAUGUGGCGAUGGGAGAAUAUUCCCAGUAUCUCACUUGA
Leptinotarsa decemlineata (Colorado potato beetle) is the source of this 480-nucleotide messenger RNA. RefSeq lists its product as uncharacterized. NCBI's taxonomy places the organism in Eukaryota, Metazoa, Arthropoda, Insecta, Coleoptera, Chrysomelidae. The record is from RefSeq and is a predicted model, not a curated record.